This is a messenger RNA of Leguminivora glycinivorella, 422 nucleotides long. RefSeq lists its product as uncharacterized. The transcript is spliced from 4 exons. Lineage: Eukaryota; Metazoa; Arthropoda; Insecta; Lepidoptera; Tortricidae. The coding region runs from base 58 to 378 and encodes 106 amino acids. The record is from RefSeq and is a predicted model, not a curated record.
UUUCGAACUCUGAAUCCUACGUUCCUGCACCUUUAUACAUACUUCAGAUAAUAAAAAAUGGUUCGAGGAUUGUUCGUGAUCGCCAUGGUGGUACUGGCAGCCGGUGUUGUACACAGUCAGAAACAAUGGUUAGAACUGCAAGACUCGCUGAUACAACUAAGCAGAGCGGACGAGCAAGCGCAAGCGGCGGCGCACGCUUACGCGCAAGCGAGAGCGGACGUGGACGCGCGAGCGGAAGCGUACGCACGGACCGCGGAAGCGAGAGAGUUGAACCCUUCUAGGCGACAGACUAAUAUUAGGAUUCUGCUCAAAGCUCGUAACCCUGGACAGUCGGUUGACAGGGUCGAGUCGGAUUUCUUCGAUGAUGAUGAAGUAUAAUUAAAUAAGUUUAAUAAUUAUACAAUUAUACUUAUGAGCUGAAA